Molecule: messenger RNA, 1960 nt
Organism: Alternaria alternata
Lineage: Eukaryota; Fungi; Ascomycota; Dothideomycetes; Pleosporales; Pleosporaceae
Product: MFS general substrate transporter
Exons: 2
Coding region: 287-1621 (444 amino acids)
Biological process (GO): transmembrane transport
Cellular component (GO): fungal-type vacuole membrane
Molecular function (GO): transmembrane transporter activity
Source: RefSeq, a predicted model, not a curated record
UAGCUAGCACCACACGUUCAUUCUUCAUCAUGACAUAUCUGCCAAUAAGCCGUGCCCCGCUCUUGAUGAUGGAUCGAGUUUCUCUUCCUGGAUUAGAGCCCAACAACCCAGCUUUCUUGUGUGGUGGGGGAGAACUUCAUUCGGCGAAACUCUUAUCGAAUACUUGCCAUGUGUUUUUGUUGAGAUCAUAUGACAGACACGUUACUUAUUAUAUAUGGUUCAGGUCAUCUGCACUCAGUCUCUUCAGAGGUAAAGAACUCCGCAGAGGCUCUAUCCAAUACACAACAUGGCGACUAGGUCUCAAUCAGCCCUUGUGAGCACGAGCACCACACCCGACAACCAAUCGCGGUUUGAGCUGGAAACAAGCUCAAGAUGGAACGACGAGCCUGAGAACGAGACAUUGCUACCUCCAAUCGAUGGCGGAAAAGAUGCUUGGUUGUUUCUUGCGGCUGCAUUUGUGAUAGAGAUGAUGGUGUGGGGUUUUCCAUGGUCAUACGGUAUCUUCCAGGAGUACUAUAGCUCAUCGCUACCCUUCUCGGGCGCAUCCGGCAUCCCAGCUAUCGGAACAUCCGCGAUGGGCAUACUCUAUAUGGUCGCACCUUUCACAUUCGGAUCACUUAUACGUUGGCCACAUCACAAGAGGAAGGCAAUGGUUGCAGGCUUGCUUAUCAUGUGUCUUUCGCUUGGACUGAGCUCACUCUGCACGACCGUCCCACAACUUAUCGUCACCCAAGGCAUCCUUUAUGGUAUCGGUGGCGCUGUCACAUAUAGUCCUGUCGUCACUUUCCUGGACGAGUGGUUUGUAAAACGCAAGGGUCUUGCAUUCGGCAUCAUGUGGGCUGGUACAGGGUUAGGCGGUAUCCUCAUUCCGCUCUUACUCCAGUUUCUGCUCAAUAACUACGGCUUCCGCACCGCGCUGCGCAUAUGGACGAUCGUGCUUUUCGUCGUUGGCUUGCCUCUCACCUUCUUUCUGAAGCCGCGACUUCCCGUCCCAGCAACGACUAGGUCUCGCAUUACCUUCACUUUCCUGACAAACAGGUCUUUUUGGAUCCUGCAAUUUGGAAAUAUCAUGCAGGGACUAGGUUUUUUUGUGCCUUCCAUCUAUCUUCCUACAUAUACGAAGGCCCUCGGUUUCAGCAGUGCGGUUUCCGCUCUGCCCAUCAUCCUCAUAAAUAUGGCUGCCGUCAUCGGAUCCAUUAGCAUGGGGAGUAUUGUGGAUCGGACGCACGUCACCACUGCCAUUCUCAUCUCCACCAUCGGUGCUAUGCUCUCCGUCUUCUUGAUCUGGGGCUUCAGCACCUCUCUACCGCCGCUGCUCAUAUUCUGCUUCAUGUAUGGCCUCUUCGCGGGCAGCUUCACCAAUACCUGGCCUGGCAUCCUGAGGACAGUGCAAAUGAGUACGGGUCAGACGGAAAGCUCCAUGGUCUUCUCUUUCUUGUCAAUGGGUAGGGGUAUAGGUAAUGUUGUGAGUGGGCCGGUCAGUGAAGCACUGUUGAAGAUGGGCAAUGUUGGUGAUCAUGGCUUGUAUGGUACGCCAUAUGGUAGUUUGGUAGUUUGGACGGGAAUCAGUGCUGCGCUUGGAGGCGUGAGCAUCAUUGGAAGGAGGGUGGGGUGGCUGUAAGCCCUACGUCGAGACUAGGCCAGCUUAUCAAAAGUCCAGUCACCCAUAUCUGCUUUAGUCGCUCACCAAAAGGGGGUGGAUGUACCAGGUGCCUUUGAGGCGUACGAACUGCUAUUUCUCUUAGCGUCAUGUGGUCCUCAAAUGGAUAAGCUGGUUCAUGUAUUGGUGCAAGGGCAUGUUGCGCUCAUGGAAGAUUACAGGUGGAGUCGACAGGUUAUUUUUUCAUAUAUGAUAUUAUGGCCAUCAUGGUUCGAGGCCUUCACGAAAGCUCAUGCCUUCUACCCGGACAUGCUACACGAGCAGCUUUGAAGCAGAUAACGGUCACUUAAUGCUGCCGGG